AUCAGCUGUUUUUGUCGAAGUCAGAGUUUUUGACAUUUCUACAUUUUGGCUUAUUUUUGUGUAGCCAAACGAGAACUAAAACACACUUAGGACAUAAAAAAAUCAUGGCUGGUCGUGAAGCUGUUAAAAGAGCCGUACAGCAAGUGCGUCCCAUUCUCUCAGUUGACCGUGAGGAAGCUCGUAAACGUGCCUUGAAUUUAUACAAGGCUUGGUAUCGCCAGAUUCCCUAUAUUGUCAAUGAUUAUGAUAUUCCCAUGUCUGUGGAACAAUGCCGUGAAAAAUUGCGUGAGGAGUUCAUAAAGCACCGUAAUGUCUCGGAUGUGCGGGUCAUCGAUAUGUUGGUCAUUAAAGGCCAAAUGGAACUAAAAGAAUCCAUCGAGAUUUGGAAGCAAAAGGGACACAUUAUGCGUUACUGGAAGGAAUCACAGGAGCCCAAGCCCACUGAUUUCUUAUCGAAAUUCAUUCAAGGUGUAAAUUAAAAUGUUAAAACUUCAAUUCAAUAAAAUAGUUUAAUUUCAAAACAAAAAA
Stomoxys calcitrans (stable fly) is the source of this 528-nucleotide messenger RNA. RefSeq names its product NADH dehydrogenase [ubiquinone] 1 alpha subcomplex subunit 6 (gene ND-B14). The transcript has 3 exons. Bases 105 to 479 code for a protein of 124 amino acids. Gene Ontology annotation, biological process: response to oxidative stress. The record is from RefSeq and is a predicted model, not a curated record. NCBI's taxonomy places the organism in Eukaryota, Metazoa, Arthropoda, Insecta, Diptera, Muscidae.